Cladocopium goreaui is the source of this 1116-nucleotide messenger RNA. NCBI's taxonomy places the organism in Eukaryota, Dinophyceae, Suessiales, Symbiodiniaceae. The record is from the annotation of a GenBank genome assembly.
AUGGGCGGCUUCCCAAAAAAACUUCAAGAGAUUCGGCUAGGAAGAAAGUCGCUGCAAGAGGUCCUUCUCAUCACUCCACCUUUGAGGUCUCGCGUGGCUGCAGCUGAUAUGGACACCUUUGAUUUUCUUGUCAACCUCCAGGUGUUCAGCCGUAGAGAACUGCAAGGCGAGUCCUACUUGGACCGCGGCCAUCUACUGCAGUGCCUUGAAAUUGGCAAGCAAAUGCGGGCCGAGAAGAAGGUGGAUUUUCAGGAGUUCCUGGCCCCUUUUCUGGCGGAUUUGCGUCCAGACGGAGAACCAUCUCAGCGCGAAAAGUUGCAUGAAGAUCAUGAAGCUCAGCCAAAGAAAACCUCGCAAGACGCCUGGCCCAUGGCCACUUGGGCCAAUUGGUUCUUCGAUUUUUUUCCCACAAGUUCCUCUCACCAACGGCCUGGCAAGCUGUGGGGUUUCGACGUGGGUAAGUAUGACAAGAAUUUCAAAGGUGCGACCGUCGAUUUCUUCAUGCGCUUGCUUUAUUCUGAACCUGGUGAUCCUCCGUUUGGCAAAUAUCAUACAUUCCAGGGUCCGGAUGGCAACUUUCAGUCCACGCUGAAAAAGGAGUACCAAGGAGAAGUGAGCAGUAGCUCGGCAGAGGCAGAGACGUUAGCCGCCUGUAAAUUUUGGGAUGACCCUCAUGUACAGGAGAGGGCCAGAGAGCUCCCACCUUCAAAGAAGUUUCGGAAGCAGAGGCAACGCCGAGCAGACCACAAUGCAAAGCGCAAAGCGGAGUAUUUGAAGGAAAAAGUGCUGAAGGCAAAGGUGCUGGAGGGCAGCGUAUCACAUGGUUUUCUGACGCUUUUGCACUUCCAUCUCUGCCUGCCUCGUGUCGCAGGCUGCCUGACCGCAUGGUCGGGAUCCCAGGCACCAGGUGGGGAACUCAGCUCCCUCCCUCUCGGACCGCUUGGCCGAGAGGUUGUGGAUGACAGGUUGCAUCGAGCUCAGACAAGGGAGCAGCCAACAAAAAUUGGACAUAAACCAACAAGAAUUGAACAACAGACAGCAAUGGUUUAUAUCAUCCCAAAAACAGAGCCUUUCUGGUUUUUGAACUCAUGUUUUUUCCAAAAGCAACACGGAUGA